AUGAAACCAUAUGUAGCGCCUACUUGGUCUUGGCUCAACAUGGAUGCACCGGUGGUUUAUGAUCCAGAAUUCAGAGUAAAAUGGCGGGACACAAAAUGCGUUGAGACUUUGGAAGUGUCGGUCCAAUCUGAGGAUCUCAACGCAUUACACAGCUUUACCAGUUCGACAUUGCGUCUACGGGGAAUUGUUUUGCGGGGGUGCCUCACAAAUUGUGCUGAAAAGGAUCUUGGCCUUGCUGGGUCAGAUCGUGGCUCGGAUGUUGAUCCCAACGGAUUCAAGCUCAAGAAUCUCCUCACUCGUCCUGGCCGAGAUCCCGUGGAAGAAGUAGCGGUUCAGAUUGACUGGGAUGAAUACCAGCUGUCUGUUGCUGAGGACCCACAGCGAUACUCGAGGCUUCAAAAAGAACGGAGUUCGGAGCUCUUGAUUUUGCCGUUCCGAUUUAGGACUAUCAGCUUUGCCCAUGGUCUUGUUUUAUGCCCGUUGAAAAUUGCAAAAGACGAGACAACUUGUGUCAGACUGGGCGUAUUUAGGUUUAUGAAAGAAGGUUUUCCUACGUUUAUACGGGAAACAUUGGGAUUACCCGAAGACUCCUUCGGUAAUGACGAGAUUGAUCUCAAAGACGCUCGUCUUAGUGGUCUUGUACAGGAAGUUUGUAUCCACUAG
Molecule: messenger RNA, 663 nt
Organism: Fusarium coffeatum
Lineage: Eukaryota; Fungi; Ascomycota; Sordariomycetes; Hypocreales; Nectriaceae
Exons: 1
Coding region: 1-663 (220 amino acids)
Source: RefSeq, a predicted model, not a curated record